Labrus bergylta (ballan wrasse) is the source of this 924-nucleotide messenger RNA. The record is from RefSeq and is a predicted model, not a curated record. Lineage: Eukaryota; Metazoa; Chordata; Actinopteri; Labriformes; Labridae.
AUGGAGAGCAGCACCUGCGAGGACUUCAGCCCAGGUGGCCCCAGAAGCACAGAGCUCCGGGACUCGCUCAGUGAAGGGCUGGGUCAGGGUACAGACUCCUCCGCAUUGAGCCCAAACUGUGACAGUGCCACAGAGGGACCUGACCCGUUUGAGAGCUCCUCAGAUGAGGUGGAGCUCACCUCUUCUCCAUCACAUUCAGCUGACAACUCUGCUGCAGACAAGCAACCAGACCUGUCCUCCACAGACCCCAGCAGUGCUUCCAGUCAAGUCCCAACUACACUGGAUGACACCGAAGCUGCAGGAGCUGGUGAUUGCAACGACACCCCUAAAUUAAUCAAACCUCCCUCUAAAUGCGCCAGCAGCUCUCAGACUCGGCCCCUGACCAGCCAAGCAUCUGUCCAGCCUGACCCGGAGAUCCCUGGGGUGAGCAGAGGAUGGCCCGAGCCCAUCAAUACCAGUCCUACCCCGGCUCUCUACGUCCAGCUGCACGGUGGAGCAGUGAGGCGGCUGGGGGAUGAUGAGAGGCCUCUGCAGAUAUUAAACGAGUACCUCACUAACCUGGGGUUUGAAGACCAAUGGAGGGUGCAGGCGGAGGGGAUGAAUCCUGAAAUCGGCUGCCUCAUACGCUUCUACUUUGGUAAGCCUCGGAGUGUGGGCGGUUCUGAGCGUGUGCAGCUCUCUGGGGUGUUCAACGUGCGGAAAGGGAAGCUGGCGCUGCCGGUGAACCGGUGGUCGAAGCGUCAGGUCACUCUGAGUGGAACCUGCCUCAUUGUCUCAUCGGUGAACACGCCCACACCGGUGGAGGAAGUAAAGAGACACAGCCACUGUCUGGCUCUCAGCUCGGCUGGUCCUCAGAGUUCAGACCACUACAUCAGCUACGACUCGUACACAGAGCACCUGCGCUGGCACCGGACCGCCUCAAAG